UCGACCUUCUUAUGAACCAAUCAAAUGUAACCCAUUUUUCAUCUGCACGCUCCUCGGCUCUGUUCCUGUCAGUUCUUUCAAACUCUGUCACCAUGCAUGCGUGUACGAUCCUCUGUGGAGUCUUGUAUCUGUCAGCCGUGGCCUCGUUGACUGCGGUCAAACAGGACACUGGCGUGACCUCUGCCACUGUUGGGGGAAAUGUGACUUUAAAAUGCUUCUACGACAGCCAGGUGGCCAUGCAUUUCUCCUGGUACCGACAGAUCCUAGGAGGCAGACCAGAGCUCCUAUCUUCAGUCUACAAGUAUGAUAAAUCCUCCAAAGUGUCCGCCUGGAUGGAGAAGAACCCGCGGUUCUCUCUGGUGAGGAUGGACGGGAUCAAUCAUUUACACCUCUCUGACGUGCGAUUCUCAGAUUCAGCCACGUACUUCUGUGGAAGCUCGCACUCCAACGUCGUGGAGUUUGGAGAGGGGGUCUUCCUGAGUGUUAAAGGAACCGACCUCAAAGAAGUCACCCAGAGGCCGGUCUCUGGGACCAUCCAGUCAGGAGACUCUGUGACUCUGAAUUGCACCGUCCACACUGGAUCAUGCCACGAAGAACACAAUGUGUACUGGUUCAGACAGGGUUCCCACAAAGGAGUCCUCCACACCCACAGGGACGGGUGUAAACAAACCUCCACAGCAGGCUCCCCCUCACUGAGCUGUCUCUACCAUCUCCAGAAGCUGAACCUGAGCUCCUCUGAUGCUGGGACUUACUACUGUGCUGUGGCCUCCUGUGGGGAGAUACUGUUCGGUAAUGGGAGCAAGCUGCUGGUCAAAGGUGACGCUGAGGACCAGACGGCACAGAUGAGGAUCCUGGUCUACCUCUCCAUCAUUAGAACUGGGACUCUUCUGUUGUUUGUAACCAUUUGUCUCUUUAUUUACAUCACCAUGAGCAGAAAAAAGUCCUAGAUGAGGAGUGGAUGGCCCUUAACUCUCAACAUGUAUUACUGAUGAGGCUUAUAAUGUCAUUUAUUAUACUGUAUACUGUAAGGGGGGUCGGCCUCAGGACAGGACAGACAGGACAUUCAUUGUUAAGGCUUUUUACAGGAAUAUUAUCAUCUUAGCUCACAGAAAUUCUUCAAAUAUUUGAUGGUUUUUAUUUGAAAAGCUCCUCAAACCAGUUAAGUAUUUUUGAAGCCGUGCCCUCUGUGACAGCUGUUACUGCAGAAGACAAAACCUCAAACUGCAGAUCGCCAUCCAUCCAAAACAACUGAUGAUAACCAAAUAUAUGAUGCAUUUUUAUAUUUACUUAAUUUGAUUCUAUUAUAAACUAGGCUUCUUUAAAAAAUAAAGCCAUAAAUACAGUAAGUUUUAUGAGAACUCCAUUAAAAUCUUUGAAGAUUGUUAAAAAGUUGCCCCAGAUAAAAUGAGGAUGGACAUCUUCCAGCUAUAAUGUGGUAGUUUAGCUCUUAGAUCUCUAAAAUGCCUGCUGACCUCUGACCUUUAGAUUGGCACAUCAUUAGACCAGUUAGAAACUUUCCUAUACUGUCUAGAGCAGGGGCAAGUGAUGGGAAUUACGGCUCUUUUCAGUGCCCUUAUUUUAAUGCACUUUGUUAUAUUUACUCCACCAUUUCUGUACCAGUACCAGGAUUCCUCUGUCACCUUUCCAUAGAAGCCAAGAGGAUGUCUGAAUGUUGAAGCAUUCAGGAGUAGCAGCCUUUUUAUUUCAGGUAUAUUUUUAUGGUGUACUGUUCUGUUGUCAACAAUAAACCUGAAGUAGAUCAGGCUUCACGCUUUGGUCCAGUUGAGUUUUUCAGCUAAUCCCUCCUAGCUGCAGUCAUCCACAGGACUCUCUUUCACAAUACAAAUUAAGACAGGAAAAAUGUUUUUAUUAUUCUAGUUAACACCAGUAGCAGCUUAAGUGAGUGCUUGAACUCCUAAAGGUUCAAACACAGCUUUCAAUUUAAUCUGGGUAUUCCUGGAUGGGGUUUUUGGCUAAUUUUACCCAAAAUAAAACUGAAGUAACAAAAUUAAAGGCACAGUUUCACCACAACGCACUAAAAAGACUUAACCCAGGUGUUAACAGGAAGUCACUGCAGCAGCAGCUGUUGUUGGAGUCUGAUUGGUGGAUCCAGAUCCAGGCCUGGGUCCUUAAUGUAUAAAGCGCCCUUACACU
Cheilinus undulatus (humphead wrasse) is the source of this 2154-nucleotide messenger RNA. RefSeq lists its product as uncharacterized. The transcript has 3 exons. The coding region runs from base 12 to 947 and encodes 311 amino acids. Gene Ontology annotation, biological process: response to bacterium. Lineage: Eukaryota; Metazoa; Chordata; Actinopteri; Labriformes; Labridae. The record is from RefSeq and is a predicted model, not a curated record.